Messenger RNA from Clonostachys solani, 960 nucleotides. NCBI's taxonomy places the organism in Eukaryota, Fungi, Ascomycota, Sordariomycetes, Hypocreales, Bionectriaceae. The record is from the annotation of a GenBank genome assembly.
AUGGACCGCUAUACAAUUCCACGCCUUGCUGACCCAGCUAUUAUUGCAACUGCCCGGCUGGAGCCGGACCAGCCGGCCCAGAUGUACUUCCGUAAAGGAUGGUCAACCUCAGAUUCGUUCGAGCUAUUUGGCAACAGUGGUGAGCAACGCGUUGCUCUCAUGGUCAAGACAGGCUUGGGGCCACAAGCGAGAGCCAAGUUCAAAGGAGAGGAUGCGUCGCUAAGAGCCAUGAAUGUCGCCCUCGAAGGGUUUGCCCCGAGAUCAUUUGGCUGGGGCCGCAUGGAAGGGGACCAAAACGAGUACUUCAUUGUGACCGAACUCUUGGAAGUGGUUAUGGGCAGCCCACCCGUUGGACUUGGCCGAAGACUUAGCAGGAUGCACUCCCAGCCGACUCCAAUUCCUCCAAGCUUCGAGGCACCUGCGUUCGGGUUUUCCGUAACCACCUUCUGCGGCGAGAUACCACAGGAUAAUACAUGGAAAGCCUCAUGGCCCCAAUUUUACGUUGAGAAUCGCCUUCGCCCGAUUUGCCAUAUUAUUUCGACGGCAAGCGGGCGCGAUCCCGAACUCGAACAACAAAUCGAAAGAGUGAUCAAGGACGUGGUGCCAGUAUUAUUUGGAAGAAUGGGCCAUGAAAACAUUUCAAGACGUUCUCGAGGUCGAUUCAUUGGGCGUGGAGAACCCGAACACAGUGUUGAGGACUUCGUCCUUGGGCCUGCAUGUUUCUACGGACACUCGGAAUACGAGCUAGGCGCGGCAAGAGUGUAUGGGUUUCCACCCGUGUUCUUUGAGGACUAUCACUUUUCCACCCCCCGGAGCGAACCCAUUGAGGACUGGUAUUGGAGAGUGCUGCUCUACGAAUUGUACGGACUCAUUCAAAUACCCUCUAUUGGACCUGGCUAUCGCGAUUCAGCCAUGUCCAUUAUGAGGAUGCUCCUGCUCAAGUUUGGCACUCCCGAUUAG